AUGAAACCCCACGCUGUCCUAAUCCCAUACCCAGCACAGGGCCACAUAGCCCCUGUCCUGAAACUAGCCAAGCUCCUCCACUCCAGAGGCUUCUUCAUAACCUUCGUCAACACCGAAUUCAACCACAGCAGACUCCUCCGAGCCCGUGGGCCCGAAUCCUUAUUGGGCCUCCCGGGCUUCCAGUUCCGGGCCAUACCCGAUGGGCUGCCUCCAUCGGAUAAGGACGCCACACAGGACAUACCUCAACUUUGCGACUCCCUCACCAAAAACGGCCUUCCCCCGUUUUUGGAGCUCAUUCAGAACCUCAACAGCUCCACCGAUUGCCCGCCCGUCACUUGCAUAGUCUCUGACGGGGUCAUGAGCUUCACGCUUGAUGCUGCUGAAAAGCUUAAUAUUCCAGAGCUCUAUGUAUAUAUAUGGUAUUUUGGAUUGUUUGGUGUAGAUGAGAGCCAAAUCAGCAACGGGUACCUCGAGACGGAAUUGGAGUGGGUCCCAGGGAUGAAAGGCAUAAGGCUUCGGGACUUCCCGAGCUUCAUCCGCACCACGGACCCGGACGACAUCAUGGUCAACUACAACAUCCUCCAAACAAAAAACGCGUCUCGGGCCCGGGCCGUAAUCCUCAACACAUUCGACGACCUCGAGAAGCCCGUCCUCGACGCCCUCCGCCAAAUAUUCAACCGCGUCCUCACCGUGGGCCCACUCCAGCUCCUCGAGCGCCACCUCGUCCAGAGCCCCGAGUCCCGGUCCCUCGGGUCGAGCCUAUGGAAGGAGGACGACGCGUGCGCGUCGUGGCUCGACCGGCGGGCCCCGAACUCGGUCCUGUACGUCAACUUCGGGAGCAUCACAGUCCUGUCGCCCGAGCAGCUGCUCGAGUUCGCGUGGGGCCUCGCGAGCAGCGGCCACUGCUUCUUGUGGGUGGUGCGGCCCGAUCUGGUGAGCGGGGACAGGGCCGUCUUGCCCGAGGAGUACUCGGAGGAGGUUUCGGGCCGGGCCCUGAUGGUGGGCUGGUGCUCGCAGGAGCGCGUGCUGGCCCACCCGGCGGUCGGGGGGUUUCUGACCCACUCGGGAUGGAACUCGACGGUCGAGGGGGUGUCGGAGGGCGUGCCGAUGAUCAGCUGGCCGUUUUUCGCGGAGCAGCAGACCAACUGUCGGUACGUGUGCCGGGAAUGGGGGAUGGGCGUGGAGAUCGAGGGAGAGGUGAGGAGAGAGAAAGUGGCGGAGCUCGUGAAGGUGUUGAUGGAAGGGGAGAAGGGGAAGGAGAUGCGGAAGAGGGCGGCCGAGUGGAAAGAGAAGGCCCACUCGGCCGCGAGGCCAGGUGGGUCGUCGUACGAGAAUCUGGAAUUGUUGAUCGAUGAGGUUCUUCUGAAGAAUUAUUAG
Molecule: messenger RNA, 1377 nt
Organism: Striga asiatica
Lineage: Eukaryota; Viridiplantae; Streptophyta; Magnoliopsida; Lamiales; Orobanchaceae
Source: the annotation of a GenBank genome assembly